Messenger RNA from Episyrphus balteatus (marmalade hoverfly), 2833 nucleotides. RefSeq names its product 1-phosphatidylinositol 3-phosphate 5-kinase. The record is from RefSeq and is a predicted model, not a curated record. Gene Ontology annotation, molecular function: protein binding. Gene Ontology annotation, cellular component: nucleus. The coding region runs from base 454 to 2637 and encodes 727 amino acids. The transcript has 7 exons. NCBI's taxonomy places the organism in Eukaryota, Metazoa, Arthropoda, Insecta, Diptera, Syrphidae. Gene Ontology annotation, biological process: regulation of transcription by RNA polymerase II.
AGGACGAGUGGAGGUUUCAUUGAUGAUCUACCAACAGACGGGUAAAGUAAGUCGAAGAAAUCGUCACGAACUGGAUGAAGAGUUACUUUCUAUAUUAAGAAAAGAAAACAAAAAAAAAAACGCAAGAAAGAAGAAAAAACAAUUUCUGGUGAAAAGUUUAUAACACUAAAAGUUUAUCAUUUGUGAAAAUUAUUGUUUCAAAAUAACAUAUAGUGAUGUUUUAUGCCCAAAAUGUAGUGAAUGCAUUAAAAAAAUAACGAUUAUAACGACGAGUAAUGACAGUUUUAAAAUUUGUAUAUCGUUAAUGACGGUUUUUAUUCAAAUAAAACAAAAGUGAAAGUCAUUCAUUGGGUAUAUUGUGUGCUAGUCUUACUUUCAGAUUUUUUUUUUGUGCAAAAAUAACUUACUUACAGCAACAAUUACGGAUAUUCUUCAAAAAAUAUAUCUAAUAUAAUGGCCACAAGCAAUUGCCAAUAUUCAACUAGAUAUUGUUGGGACGCAGACAAAGUGAAAUCUCUUAUUCGACUAAGAGCGGAACUAUCCCCACUAUUUACAGGAAAAAGAAAUGCUUCGAAAUAUGCAUGGGCAGUUGUUGAGAGGGAGUUGAAUGUUCCACUUCCUCUUUCAAAAAUUAUAAAAAAAUGGAACAACUUGCUUCAAGAAUAUAAGGCUAUCAAAAUUUCUGAGGAACCGAAAAGAAGAGAAUGGCCCUUUUUUACACUAAUGGAUGUUUAUUUUAGUGACCAAGUGAACGACCCAUCUCUACGUUUAUUUUCAUCUACGAAAACCUUAAAGGAGUCAUUGGAUGAAAGUGUUUUCGAAGAUGACCCAAUUAUAGUAUCCGCGAUCGCUGCCGUUACAUCUGGUGCCUGUAUGGAAAUAGAAGAGUUAUUGAAACUACAAAAAGAUAGACGAGCAAAUGAAAACAAAUUCGCUUCUGAAAACAAGUUUCCUUCUGAAAACAAAUUUACUUCUGAAAACAAAUUUACUUCUGAUAACAAGUUAACAACUGAAAACAGGUUCAACUCUGAGAAAACUUCCGAAAACAAGUUCACUUCUGAAAAUCAGUUUUCUUGUGAAAAACUGUUGAAUUCCAAGGCGACAAGUUAUAGGUUAAGUGGAGGAAACAAGCCGAAUGUUGUUACAGUUAAAAAUUUAAGUUUUAUGCAACAACAGAAAGAUAAUGAAAAUAAUCUUAAAAACCUCUCUGAUCAAAAUAAUCUUGUUAAACAUGAAAAAGAAAUAUCUCCUAAGCCCAUACCAGGGCAGCAGGAUUCACCGACAAUUCCAUCAGUUCAGAAUAAAUUUUCAGAUCCAAAUUCAAUUGAUCAAUACCUUUUAUCUUGGAACAAUUUUUUAGGCAAUAUGUCAAGAGGUUUCCAUUCUCUGCAAAAAGAUGAAAAAAUGGUUGAUGUGACUAUAGCAGCGGGAGGUAAAAUCUUCAAGGCCCAUAAACUGGUACUGUCGGUGUGUAGCCCAUAUUUUCAAGAGAUUUUUUUGGAGAACCCAUCAAACCAUCCAAUCCUUUUGAUGGCAGACGUAGAAGCCAAUCACAUGGCAGGCCUUCUUAACUUUAUGUACAGCGGACAAGUAAAUGUGAAGUAUGAAGAUCUUCCUGCAUUCUUAAAAGUUGCAGAAGCUAUGAAAAUCAAAGGUUUACAUACCGAGAAACCGGAAGGACAAAAUCUUGAAGAGAUACAAUUUUCUCGCGAUGACAAUUCAGCAGAUUUACAGGCUUUAAAUUCAUCAUCUAUGCCAAUUAAUUUUACAGAAAAAUCGACAGCAACAUCAUUUAGAAAGGAAAAAGAACAACCAUACCAUACUGCUUUUCAUCCAAUUGAUUUCAAUAAGAAUUUAGAACCCUCACAUUAUGAUAUGAAUUCAUUCAAUUUCGAACACACAUCUAAUAAAUUUUCUAUUCUCAAAGCUAAUGGCAGUAAAAAAGUUUCAGAACAUCUUAAGCAACAAAAGUAUUUAACCAAACGAAAAAUAUUUGUUCACUGUGAAAAUGAAUUCAAAGAAAAAAGCAACAUUGAAAUAUCAGAGAAUGGUUCAUUUAAAAGUUCGCAAACAGAUUUUGUACAUUUGAAACAAGGCACGCUUCAAGGUGAUAACAGCUCAAACAACGAAGAAAUUUUAAAUUUAGCACAAAAUGAAGCUCCGAAUAUUUCGAGAAGAUUUGUACCUGUAAUUCCAAUGGAACAGAAAAAGGAUUGUGCAUAUGAUGAAACUUCUUUCACAAAAGGAACACGGGAGGAACACCACAAAGAAAUAUAUAUCGAAGAUGAAAUGCCAUUCUAUGGUGCCAAAUCAAAUGAGGAUGGCAAUAACAACACUCUGAACAGAAGUGAGGCCACUUUCAAUCCAAAAAAUGAUAACGUUGAUGCAAUUAAAAACUAUACAAACAAUAAUUCCUAUAUAAAUAAUAGGAACUCUACCCAUUUAAAUGAUUCUAAUGAAAGUAACGAAAAUGAAGCCAGUAACGUUUCUACUGAUUCAAGUUAUGAAAUAAAAAUAAAUUUAAAAAAUCAAGCAGACAACAAUAAUAAUGUUUGUAUCACGUCCAGCAAUAUUGAUAAAGAAAAACACGGUUGUAAAGUGGAUACAACUAUAAAAGCAUAUUCAAAUCCUUAUUGAAUAAAAUAAAAUUUAAAUCAUCAUCUUAAUUUGGCGACAGCAUUUAUUUAUUAAAAAUAUGAUGCAAAUUAAAUGUGAAAUAUUUUUUAAGGAAACAAUUUAUGUUUUCAAUACACCAUAAUAUUUAUACAUUUUCCUUUUAAGUACACAUAAAUGUUUUAUAUUUUUUUAAGAACACUAUUUAUUAUCAUAAAAU